AUGCCCCUAGUCGAAUUCAUCUCGUGGACCGCUACAGAUGCUUUCCUGAGCGACGCAAACGCUCAUUUCCGACCUGCUGUUGAUCAAGCUUCCAAGUCAGAUGGAUGCCUUGCCAUAUAUUCUGGCCAGGAGAAAGAGGACAAAAGUAAUUUCUGGAUGGUUGUUGCUUGGCAGAGCGGUGCGCAUCUCCAGGCAGCAAUGAAUCGCCCAGAGUACACUGGUAUGAUUGGAAGAUUAAAACCUUGCUCCCGCAGCGGGCGCCUCGACAUCCACCAUAUCGAUGUGAACAAGGACACCAACACCGCAUUCGGUGUCGCGUUCACGACUAUCGUCUUUCUUACCCUCAAGGCAGGAGUUGCAGCGACUGAUGCCACGAGCAAGGUAUCGACGGUCCUUGGUCGAUCGUUGGAUGCUGGAAGCGCCACUGGAACCUACCCUCCAAGUGUCUGGGGGCGAACGCAUGAGAGUGCCAGUAAGUUUGUUGCGGUAAUCGGGUGGCCGAGUGUUCAGGUUCAUGACAACACUAUGAGAGACAAGAAAGAGGUUUAUCGUGUUGCGACUGAGGAGCUUUUGGGAAUAACAGAUAUGAAGAGGGUUCAUGUCAUGUUCAAGACAGCGUACCAUGCAGCACUUCCUGUUUCGUAG
Messenger RNA from Cyclocybe aegerita, 645 nucleotides. Lineage: Eukaryota; Fungi; Basidiomycota; Agaricomycetes; Agaricales; Hemipholiotaceae. The record is from the annotation of a GenBank genome assembly.